CCCUUGAUUUGUUGCACGAACAACUUCCUCACUUUUGACAUGUCCGAAAAGUCUAACAUACAGGAACCACUCGUGCAAGCUAUCCCCUCCACCAAUUCGGCACCACUUCCCGAGUCGGCUUAUCCCGAAACGUCGACGACUUCCUCACCUCCUGCUGUGGACAUGUUUUCACCUGUAAUCAAAGAAGCACUAAUACCGCUUCAAGUCAACUCUACGUUAAGUUCUGUGACGCUCGAAGAAUGCAAGUCCGGCAUAACUGAGAGACAAGAGAAUGGCUUCCUUCGACGGUGGCAGCAAUGGGAUUGGCUUCAUGAUUGCUGGAAAUCUUACGAAUACAUCGAACAGACUCCCCGUGUGGUCACCCAAGAGCCUACUUGUUUCUACUUAAAUGUUCGACGGAAGACAGAUAAAGAGAAACCAAAACUGGUUUUCAGUGAUUUUAGUCCUGUUUUACUCGCUUGCUUACGCUCCAUUGUGGGGGGUGAAUGCUUGAGCAAAUAUCCACAAAUUCACAUCGAUGAGCUUCUUUUGGAGCUAGAUUCAUUGGACAGUCGCACUAAUGACGCACGUAUGACUUUGCUAGAAGAAAAUGCAGAAGAUGGCCUCGUACGAAGUGCGAAAGCGCUCGGGUAUGUGCAUAAGGAUCUAGAUGAUGCGCGCACGUACCUUACAGCCGCAGUCCAGCAGCUUGACAUUCUCCUCCUCUUGCUUAAAGAAGAAUUCAAACCAGUAGCUGAACGAUUGAAACAUGCAAUAGUACAUGGUCGCAUACCGCGCGAUCUGCUGCAAUUCUACUUUCAGAAGAAUCAGCAGUUCUACUACCUCGAUGACAAUAAUGAUUUUGAUGCAUUCCGCUUAAUCUCUACCUAUUACGAUGACUUUGACCAAACAUUCACCCUUAACGGCGAGGGUGCAUACUGGAACGGAACCAAGUGGGUUACGCUCGAGCGAGGUCGGAUGGUUAAACUGGCCGAGGGGUCAUUGAUCUUGGCUGAUUUCCGAACCAGCAAGAUGACGCCCGAGAUAUGUGAGCGACUUAUGGAGCGCGGCAGAAAGUACGUCUCACUAGCGGGAGUCCAUCACAGACAUUAUAGAGGACGACGGAUCAUGAUUGAUCGCUUAGGCUGGAACACGUUUGGCUACAACCAUGCAGAUGAUUCCCCAUUCCCAUUCCCCCUUCUUCAAGACAGAAGUAAGGCCCGAAACAACGAUGACAUCCUGCCCGUACCCGAAGAUAAUAUCGCUCUUUUCCCGCGAUUCAUGCCAGGUUUUGAUCUGGAACGCAAGACGUGGAGCUUAUUUGAUGUUGAUGAAGUUGAGCCAAUAAAAUUCAACGAAAAUGCCUGGAAGCACAUUGUGCUCGACGAAAGCUCAAAGGAUGUCAUCGAAGGAGUUGUGGGUGCAUUCGACUUCAGCAAGGAGGCCAUGACGGAUGAAGAACAAACGGGCUUGGUUAUACUCCUCCAUGGGCCAUCAGGAACCGGCAAAACGGCAACCGUUGAAGCCAUCGCAGAACAUUUUAGACGGCCAUUGUACUCCCUCGCAGCAUGUUCCCUUCCGUUGGACGUGACCUUACUUGUGGACACGUUGACAUCCCGUCUGGAUGCAGCAAGAUCAUGGAACGCCAUAGUAUUGAUUGAAGCUGGGGAUGUACGGUAUUUUGCAUGUUUUAUCGGUCAUGAGUUGACUUGCAUCCAGAUUCUCAUGCAGACCCAGAGGCACGAGCCAAUAAUGGAGGAACAUAUUCGCAUCUCGACGAUUCUCGAAUUCUUCGAGCAGCAUCGGUGCAUUGUAUUUGUUACCGCAAGGACUACAUGUUCUGCAUACAUGUCGCAUUUUGCUAUGACCAUCCAGUAUCCUGAACUAGAUGGUGAUUCCCGCCAAACCAUGUGGUCCAAUAUGCUCUCAGGGGAAGCAAACAAGAUAUCUCGCCGAGACAUCGAGGAGCUGUCCAGAGUUGCAGUCAAUGGUCGGGCAAUGAGGAACAUUCACACGACGGCCAAGGCAUUGGCGCGUUCUAGUAAACAACCUCUAUCUCUGUGUCAUUUGAAGACUGCUGCGAAAACACAAGGACAGGUUGAAGGUGCAGGAUAUCAUCUUUACUGGUGACCUAGUCCAGAGCCGUUUAUUAAAUAUACCCUUUAACUGCAAGGAUGUGGAUGGACAAUAUGUAGACUCUCGAGAUAGACGUAUUGCAGGGCGGUUUUUUUGGAUCUAUGAACGAUGUAACAAGUGUGGUUGUCACCGAUCAGUAAAUGCACACAAACUUC
This is a messenger RNA of Suillus subaureus, 2270 nucleotides long. RefSeq lists its product as uncharacterized. The record is from RefSeq and is a predicted model, not a curated record. Gene Ontology annotation, molecular function: ATP binding; ATP hydrolysis activity. The transcript has 21 exons. Lineage: Eukaryota; Fungi; Basidiomycota; Agaricomycetes; Boletales; Suillaceae. Bases 40 to 2109 code for a protein of 689 amino acids.